This is a messenger RNA of Caenorhabditis elegans, 4095 nucleotides long. It is a transcript of the gene R148.3, whose product is annotated as DUF4476 domain-containing protein. NCBI's taxonomy places the organism in Eukaryota, Metazoa, Nematoda, Chromadorea, Rhabditida, Rhabditidae. The record is from RefSeq and is marked reviewed. Bases 51 to 3443 code for a protein of 1130 amino acids. The transcript is spliced from 9 exons.
UUUUGUAGAUAAUUAUCCACAUUUAGCGGGCAAACUCCGCGUUGUAUAUAAUGGAACCGCCCAAAUUGUUGGGGGUUGUUUUGACAACCGCCCUUCUCUUCCAUAUCGCUUUAACUGCAAAGCAGGCAGUUGUAUCCAGAAAGUCAAAAUUAUGCGGGAAUGUCGAGUGUGAAGAGGUUCUAUUCAAAGCACGCGUGAAACGGGUGAUGGGCAUCAAUAACGAUCCGAGUUUUCUGAAUUUGGCCGAAAACGCGAUUAUUUCUGUGGUGGCCGUCAAGUUUAGCGAUCGGCCCGAUAUUAUGGAGGGAAAACUCAACGGCGAGGGUUCGAACGGGUUUUUCUACGCCGGAGCCAUCGACAUCAUGCCAUUCGCAGAGUUUUUGCGUACAGCGAUCACUGAUAAGAAGGAGAUGCUCAUGAUCAGUCAAAACCCGGCAGACAUCGGUGAUAAGCGAAUCGUCGGAUUUUUGCACUCGGAAACCGAUUUGGUACGGGAUUUUAACGCUAAAAAUGCUCAAGCGGCUGCGGAGAACGGGCUCCCGGCUCCCGAGCCGAUACCGAUCCCGGAACCAGCUCACACGGGGCACGGACAUAGCCAUGGAGGCCAUGGGCACAGUCACGGAGGUCAUGGACAUUCUCAUGGGCAUCCGGCUCCAACUCCAGCUCCAACUCCGGCUCCAAAACCUAUCGAAGAAGCUCCAAAGCCAGCCGAAGAGCCCGUCAAGCCUGCCGAUCUGGAAAUGGACGCAGAAAUCGAGCGGCUCAUUAAGGAAGAGGAAGAACGCAUGAAAAACGUCGCCGAGCAGCCUCCACUGGUGCUUCAAUCGCUUCCAGAGACCCCAGAAGCCCAGAAACUUCCAGAAGAGCCCCUAGAGCCAGUCACUCCUGAGCCAAUACCAGAAGCUCCGGUUCCAAUUGCUCAAUACAUCCAGGAGCCGACGACAACUCCAGCUCCUCUGGAAGCUCCAGCUCCAGUGGAAAAUGCUCCAAAUCUCCCAACUCCAACCUUUUCUGUGGAUGAUUUGAUGGCUCAAGCGGCUCGAGACGCUUUGAAUUCGAAUUCUAUAGUUCCUGAUGCUCCAAAAGUUGAAGAGCCCGAGCCCGCUCCAACUCCAGCACCAGCUCCAGCCGAAGAUCCAGUUGUAACCCCGGCUCCGGAAGAGCUCACCGGCGUCUGCUACAAAGACGACUGUCAAGGAUUGCAGACACCUCCGCCACCAGCUCCACCGCCACCGGCUCCAGCAGUUCCAGAAGAAGCUCAAGCUCCAACUCCGGCUCCAGAAGAAGCUCCAGAAGCUCAAAUCCCGGCUGAAACUGCCCAAAUUCCACCGGAAAACGCGGUCCCAGAAGCUCCAGAAGAGCCGGCUCCAACCACAACACCACCACCAAUUUCAGCGGGAGAAGCCGAAUUCUUGAAAUGGGAAGAAGCUCGUCAGAAACGAGAAGCCGUCGCUGCUGCUCCGUACGAAGAUGCUCAGGCUCAUCAAUUUGUCGCCUCACCGCCCCCGCACGUCUCCUCGGGGCUCAUUGAGCUCAUUCGUAGCUCUCUUGGGCUCGGGAAUAUCACGGAUUCAUCGGUUUUGCUCGUUGUGAACUUGACGUUUGUAGCUGCGAGUUUUCUGGUUUAUAUCAUUAUCAGAAGCUUGUCGUCGGGCGGAGAAUCUGAUAUUUUGGAUAGACAGGCUCAUUUCGACCUCAUGAACAAGCACAAGCAGCUCCAGCUCCAACUCAAUGCUAAAAUCACCGAAAUCCAGAAUCUACAGGCUAAUGGAGCCGCCGCUCAACGCCCAGAGCAACCGAAUUAUGAGCCAGAGCUUCUUGCAUUGAGACAACAACUUGCUCACCUUCAAUCGGAGCUCCAAACCGCUCAUGCUCAACGUCAGGAAUUCGAGAUUCACUAUCAUCAAAUUCGUGAGCUCGCCGAGCAAAAGGAUCAUCAAAUCGCGCAGCUCACCGAGCAGGCCAACGACUAUCAGGAACGACUCGAAAAAUCGCAAUCCGAGCUCCAAGAGCUGGCUCGUCACGUGGAUUCGGCUCGCGCAGAGCUCAUGGAUAGUCAGACGUCGGAUUACGGUAGACAGCAGGAGCUGAUGGAGAAGCAGGCUGAGCUCGAGCAGAUUUACGUGAAAAUUGAUAAUUUGACGGCGGAGAAUCGAGAUUUGACAGAUAAAAUUGCUCAGCUUCAAGUAUCAGAUAGCCUAGAGCUUGAGGAGCUUGAAGAGCUUAGAAAUAAGAAUUUGGAGCUCCAGGAGCAAGUUAAACAGCUUAAGGAGGAACUCGAAAAGGAGAAGAGUGUUGCUGGAUCUGGAAAUUCGGGUGGAUGGUCGGAUAUUGAUGAUAAUGAAGUUGUUGAAGCUGUGCAACCCAUUGAAACAACUCCAAUUUCAUCAGAAAACUCGGAGAAUUUGAAGAAAUUCGAGGCUGAAAUCGCGGAGCUGAAGGCAAGCUUGGAGAAAACCGAGAAAGAGCUCACAAAGUACCGUAAUCUGUACAACGAGAAGCUCACCGCAAUCAGUGAUAAGGAGAAUCGGAGCCAAAUUGAGAUGGAGCACAAGUUGAAGAACGCAGAGUCGGAUUUACAAGAAGCCAAGCGGCGAGCCGAGGAGAUUGGAGCCGAGAAGAAGGAGCUCAGUGAUCGGCUCAAUGAGAUGCUCAAAAAUUUGAAUCAAAGUAUGCAAAAAUCGGCGGAAAACGACAAAAUGCUUACACAGCUUAGAGAAGAAGCGUUUGCAAAGGAGAAGCAGCUUUUGGAGCAUGAUUCUGUGCUCCGAAAGAAGGAUGAUAAGAUUCGAGAGCUCGACGCAGAGUUUAAACGUGUGAAAAUGGAAUAUGUGAAGCUCGAGACAAAGAGUUUCCACGAUGUUCGAAAGCUUAACAUGGACGUUGAAGAGCUCAAAACUCAGCUCUCAAUGGCUGGAGGUGUCACGAGCUCGCGGAGCAUUCCAGAUCGCCUUGUUUCUCCACUUCAGGAGCCUAUUUGGGAUGAGCCCGAGCCAGCACUGCAGAGAGUUGUUUUACCAUUGGAUGGAUAUUCAUCGAUGAGAAGACGAUCGACACGUCGGAGCCAGUUGCCGUUUGGAGCCGAGUCACCGUCGGAUCAGGAGAAGAAGCAGGCGGCGCCGAGUCAUCGGAGACGAUCGAGAAGUCAUGGAAGGCAGCCACCCAGUUUUCAUGAUCCCUAUUCAAUGAAUCCAUAUCUGCCCGGCUCAUCGGAUUCGAGCUUUAUGAGCACAUCUCAGCCACAAUUCCUUCCGCUUAACCGUCAACACAGUCGAAGUGGACAUUUGAUGAGCAAUUCGGCGAAUGGACCAUAUUCAUCGGGUGGCUCAAACGGUGGACGGAGCCCACCACCAGAGAUGCCGCUGCUCAGCGCGAUUCCACCGCCAGGAGCACGAAAACCGCUUGGCAAACGGCCAGAUUCUGCUCACCAUCUUGGCAAAUAGGACACUGGAUGCUGCUCUUGGAUUUAAAUUUUUUUUUCUUGUAAUUUUCUUCUUUUCUUUUAGAUUUUCUAUAUAUAUAUAUAUAUACCCAUUUUGUUCUCUUCUCUGAAUGUUUUUCCCCUUCAAUUUAUCGAUUUUUUCGAUUUUUCCAACCAAAAAUCGACCAAAAAGUGUCUUAAAUCAUAUCAAAAAGCUCAACUUCGCUUCGUUUUUUCUUGUUUUUUUUAACUUUUCUAGAAUUUUCACCUGAAAUACGAGUUUUCCCACCUCUAAAACCCCCUGUCGCCUUAUUUUAUACCAAAAAUUCAAAAAAUUUGAGGCAGAAAGCGCGCUCCACUGGUAAUUUUCGCGGAAAUGCGAUAAUUAUCACUGGAGCGCACAUGCUCUUUGAAUUUUUAUUGAUUUUUUUCCGACCGAAAAUGUGAUUUUUCUGUGGUUUUUUUUUGUGCUCCCCCCCCCCAGCCGACUAAAAUUGAAAUUAUUUUCUUCGUGUAUAGCUAAAUAAUAUAUAUAUUUAUUUAUUGAUUGGUGUUUUUUUUCUCUGUGAAAAAUGAGUUUUUUUGUGAAAUUUCCGGGUUUUUUUUUUGGUGGUUGUGGUGAUGGUUUUCAUGCCAAUUAUUGUAUUCUAUAAAUUUCCUGGAAUUUUGAAUUU